AUGAAGUUUGAGGCACUCGAUGCUUCGAGGUCGAAUUUCCACCUAAACGGCUUGGUCAAAGGGAAUCGGGUUCGGGAGGACCUGCCGGUGGUGGAGCCUGCAGCUUGUGCAGAUCCUGACUUCGGCGAGGGUGCAUCAAGCACUUGCAGGAAUCGAAGCAUGGGAGAGGAGUGUUGGGCUUAUUGCCUGCCGGGCUUUUCGGGUAUCUUGAUUGCAGGCACCCUGUGCAACCGAGGCGAUGGAGUCCGCACUGGCGAGACGUGCCUGGCAACAUGCACCGAGGCUGCCGAUGCCCCCACUGCCGACGUGCUCAUUCUCACUCCGAUUCCUACCUCCUUGGGGUUCCCCAUCCACCGUCAGACAGGGUCGCCCUAUCACAACGCUUGCGGUUGGACUGUGGGCUAUGACUACUCGGCGGGAUGGGCCGCGGAGACCUUCACUUGCUUGCCCACGGGCAGCGUGACGGGUCAAUCUCCCACCUGCUUCUUGGCGUUUUGCAGGUCUUGGAUGGAGAAUCCGCGUGGCCGGACACCUCGGACAGGCUUGCGGUACCAGGACACCUGCGACGUGGGCUGUGGCCAAGGCUACACGCUUUCGGGCUCCAGCAGUCGGCGGCAAUGUGAGGCGGACGGAAGCUUUUCGGGUGGCUUGCCCACCUGUGUGGGCAACCCUUGCAACAUGGGUUUGCCCAACAAUCCCACGGUGAACGCUUCAGGUUGUAACGGCCUCACUACCGGCGAGUCCUGCGAGGUGACCUGUCUACCAGGUUUUUUGCUUGGCAAUUCUUCCUUGACCUGUCAUCCAUCAGGUUACCUGUUGGGAGUGGUUCCGACCUGUACGCCAUCGCCAUGCCCUGACAUUGCUUUGCCGGCCUCUUUGCAGAGCACUUGCUCAGGCAGCACCUAUGGCAGCAAGUGUGCUGUAAUGUGUGCUCCCGGGCUGGUGGGUGGGGAGACUCAUGAAACGCUUUUGGGGCCCGGUGGGAGAGGGGAGACAUGCUUGCAGAACUGUGCCUUUGGAUAUAGCACGAGCGCGGCAAGUGCAGCGCUGUGGACCUGCCAUGAGGAUGGUUCUGCUUCGGGCAGCCCUGCCACGUGCCAAGCCAUCGCGUGUCCAAGUGUGACAAUGUCCGAUGGUUUGGCCCACACCUGCGAUGGCAUUGGCUUUGGUGCGGCGUGUUUCGCUUUCUGUGAUGCUGGCUAUGAGUCGACGGGCGCACGGAGUGAGAGCUGGCAAUGCACAGGCAGCAGCGCUGGCCCCACAGUGCCAGGCGCCAUGGAGAUGCAAGGCGUAGGCCUCCGAGGCCUGGCGCUGAGCUGCUCGCCGCUGCCAUGCAUCUUCAACCUGCCGCUCGGGGCGCAGUAUGCGCACAACUGCAGCAAUGUGACCACAGGCAGGUGA
Durusdinium trenchii is the source of this 1401-nucleotide messenger RNA. The record is from the annotation of a GenBank genome assembly. Lineage: Eukaryota; Dinophyceae; Suessiales; Symbiodiniaceae.